AGAAGGUCUUGGCCGAUUUCACAUGCCCCAGGAUGUGUAAUGGAGGAUACAACCGCUCAGCUGAUGCUGGAGAGUCAUGAGGAGCCAUGUAUGCAUCUGACCUCAUCCGACAAGUCGCCGUCUUCCUCCUGCAUCCUUUUAACUUGAAGCCCAUCGGGGACCCGGGAAACAGGCUCAAGUUCCUCCUCGACGUGUUUAUACUGUACUGUCAGGGCUGCUCGAACCGUCUCCAAAGUUUGACCGACGGCGAAUCCGAACAAUGAUCCAUAGGUUCCAUUAUUCUGAGUGGGAGUCAAUCGUAAGGUGUUUCAAGGAAGUCGGCUUGGUAGUCGUCCAAGGAUUGAUUACAGAUAAUGACCAAUUGCAGGAACUUAGGAAUGCCGCUGAUGUAGUUGUGGAGCGCACUCGGAACCAGCAAUGGCCUUACAAGCGCACCGUUGGUAAACAGUUCCCCCCCUGGAAGGAUGAAUCCCCAGACGUAUGGGGUGUUCAACACAUCAUGCAUCCCGCACUCGGACAACCGGCAUUUGCGGCGUUCUACUUCUCUGCUCCAAUGGUUGAGCUUACCGGUCAUUUGAGUGACAUGUCACCAGACGAGCACACCAUCGCUGGUCUCCAUAACCUGCUGCUCGAGCCCCUCGACCACCACUUUGCGCUUAGCUGGCAUAGGGACACCAUCAAAUCGACUGUUGAUGAGGAGGAGGAACGCCAGAAGCUAUCCUCAAAAGCUAAGUAUGGUGGCGUACAAUGGAACUUGGCCUUGUACCAAGAUGAGUGCUUAUUCGUGGUUCCUGGCUCUCACUUACGCACGCGAACGCCCAUGGAGCGCCAAAUAACUACUCAGGCCACGAAGGACGAUGGGGGGAAGAUGCCGAACGAGAUCUGUGCCGCGCUCGCGCCUGGAGAGGCCGUCUUCUACGAUCCCGAAAUCCUCCACCGAGGGACGUACGAUCCCAGGUCGAAGCGACGCACGCUCCAUGGGGCCCAUCUGGACGGCCGAGCGGACAUCAGUCGAGCCGCAGGCUUUCUCCAACAUUUCAAGCCUUGUGGGAUGUACUACGCCGAACCUGGCUUUCUUAGCACUCUGCCAGCUGAUAGCCCUUGCGGAAAGCAGAUGGUCAAGCAAGCCGUCGAUUGGGCUACUCGUGCGACCGACUUAGGUUACACUGAAUGUGUCCAAGAUGAUAUUUGAUUGGUUGGCCGUUGCUGGACAGACACAGUUCUAUCACUUGGUUGUCUGCCUUCAUGUUUGGUCGUUACUUCAUUCAUCAACCCAACUCGGUUAGCCUAGAUAGCCGCAGUGUACAUAUAACUAUUGACAAUCCCAAAAUGAUUUCUUACACAUAAGUCUCUUAUAGUGCCCUCUGACCGCAUUACAUAGAAAGUCGUAGCUCUAAGCCUCUGAUGAAUGCUCAGUGUUGUAUAGUUUAUGAUGGUUCACCAAGUCAUUCAUUGCUGGUUCCAUAUACAUGUUUAGCAUGCUUGUUACUGCUCAUCUAAUGGUUGGUAAAUGGUUUAAAAUAUGUGUUCCUGGUGUAUGUUUUGUGCUAGAAUGGAAGCAUGUGCUGUAAUAUUAUCAGUGCCAGUUGUCUUGGAUUUUUGUAAGCAUCGCUUGUACAAAGGUCUUACCAAAAUAAGAUGACA
Molecule: messenger RNA, 1644 nt
Organism: Puccinia graminis f. sp. tritici CRL 75-36-700-3
Lineage: Eukaryota; Fungi; Basidiomycota; Pucciniomycetes; Pucciniales; Pucciniaceae
Exons: 5
Coding region: 260-1192 (310 amino acids)
Source: RefSeq, a predicted model, not a curated record